Molecule: messenger RNA, 4809 nt
Organism: Fusarium poae
Lineage: Eukaryota; Fungi; Ascomycota; Sordariomycetes; Hypocreales; Nectriaceae
Exons: 6
Coding region: 1-4809 (1602 amino acids)
Biological process (GO): microtubule-based movement; mitotic spindle assembly
Cellular component (GO): nucleus; spindle microtubule; protein phosphatase 4 complex
Molecular function (GO): microtubule binding; protein phosphatase regulator activity; plus-end-directed microtubule motor activity
Source: RefSeq, a predicted model, not a curated record
AUGGAGGUUGAUAGUGAUAACGGACCCCUCAGUCAGUUUGCCGCGGGCGCGACUGUCGAGAAGGAUGUCUGGCCUUCGGUGCGCAGUGACAUAAUUACCAGACUCGAUAAGAUCGCACAUAACGACUUCCCGAUACCAAACCUACCACCGCCGCCUCCAGCGUACCAACCUGUUCUAGAAUCGCACAAGUCUCCGCCGCCCCCAUCGCCCCGAGCCGAAUCUUCCCCAGAAACGAGCAAGGACGCUUCGACGACCGAGUCGCUUCAUGCCACACAACCUAUCGAGGGCGCAUUACCGAAGCAGUUGGCAGAUAUGCUCAUCGACAUUACGAAACACCUCGAGACUUUCGAGACCAAUCCUCCCCACACUAUUCAACGACUCGCCGAACUGAUUCUACGGCCUAAAGCGCACUAUAAGGCGGUUGCACCUUACCUCCACGCUGUCGAUCGUGUAGUGCAAGUGACGUCAAGCACAAGCACUUAUCCUCUACCUCCACCUAUUCCCGAUAUGUCCUCAAUGCAUCUGAAUGGUGAGGAUCCCAAAGAUCCUGCAGUAUCAGUCGCAUGGAGCAACCCAACAACAGCAGCGCUGGGAACAGAUGAAGCUCUUGGAGGCGCAUUGUUGACGCCAAUCCCGUGGCUGACGAGACGUAGUCCCGAGAGUUCACAAGACACCCCUGGGGCGCAAAUUCACAGCGAGGGUACCGAGACCAUUGAGGGUCCCAACGGCGUAGGUAGCAUCGAGACCGUUUCUGUUAGUGUCAAUGGUAUUCACUCUACAGGACAUGCGCGAGGAGUUACACAAGGAGAACUCCUGCGCCAGGAACAACGUGCCGGUGUAGUGCCCGUGAGCCAGCUAUCACGAGCUCAAGAAGCUGCCCACGAAGGGGAGCGCAUGACAAUGGACGAGGAAGACGACGAAGAACCGCAAGAGGAAGAAGAGGAGGUACCCCAUGCUAGAGGGCCCGAAGAGAUCGGCAUGAGCGACACCGGACCUCAAUCUACGACGACAAGUUUUAUGUCAGAAGGCGGCAUGGGAAUGCAAGGGAUCGACGUGGAAGCAGCCGUUGGCAGAAAACACGACGAUGACGAAGAGGCCAAAGAUGAUGUUGACGCUGAUGGCGAAAUCGAUGCCAAGAGCCCCAGCGCAGAGAGCGUCGGCACGAAACGAGAGGCAGAACAAGAUCUUGAAGCAGACACCAGCAAGAAGGUGAAGGAGGAAAAUGCUGAAGCUGAAGAGAGGACCAAUGGCGAUACCUCCGAUUUGCCCAUCGUGGCGUUCCAACGUACGACUCGCUCCGAGCGGGAGCAAAGCCGCAUCGGAGUCGCUACAAGCACACGCGCCCCGAACCCUCGUCCGGGCGUAAGAGCUGGGUCAAGAGCACCGCCAACACGAUAUGGCUCUUCAAUCGCGACGCGCAAUGGCGCGGCCUCACCAACUCCAUCCGUCGCUUCAGUCGCCACUGUUAACACUAUCGGUACUAAACGUAAAGAACGUGAUUUCGAGGCCGAAGCCAGCACCCAAGAGACAAACAUCCAGGUCGUUGUUCGAUGUCGAGGACGCAAUGAGCGCGAGGUCCGAGAGAACAGUAAUGUCGUCGUGACAGCCGAUUCCGUCAGGGGAAAGGUUGUCGAGUUGUCAAUGGGCUCAAACGCUUUGAGCAAUCGUUCCUACAAUUUUGACCGCGUCUUCUCCCCAGCGGCCGAUCAGUACAUGGUUUUUGACGACACAGUGAAGCCUAUUCUAGACGAGAUGCUCUCUGGAUACAACUGCACAAUCUUCGCAUACGGACAAACAGGCACCGGCAAAACAUAUACAAUGUCUGGUGACAUGACCGAAACCAUGGGCAUGCUCUCAGACGAUGCUGGUAUCAUCCCUCGAGUGCUCCAGACCCUUUUCACCAAACUCGAGCUCGAAAACGCGGAAAGCACUAUCAAGUGCUCGUUUAUCGAACUUUACAAUGAAGAGCUCCGUGACCUGCUCGCCUCCGAUGAUGGCACUAAGCUCAAGAUUUACGACGACACAUCGCGACGAGGCCACGCCAGCACAAUUGUUCAAGGCAUGGAGGAGAAGCACAUCAAGGACGCCGCCGAGGGUGUCAAGGUGCUCCAGGAGGGCAGUUUGAAACGUCAGGUGGCGGCUACCAAGUGCAACGAUCUCAGUUCUCGAAGUCAUACAGUCUUUACUAUCACAACAUAUGUCCGAAAGCCUAAUGAGCACGGCGUUGAAGCUCUUGUCAGUGCUGGAAAGCUGAACCUUGUCGAUUUGGCUGGAAGUGAGAACAUUCAGAGAUCUGGAGCAGAGAACAAGCGCGCGACUGAAGCUGGUCUCAUCAACAAGUCUCUCUUGACCCUUGGUCGAGUCAUCAAUGCUCUUGUAGACAAGGGCUCCCACAUCCCCUACAGAGAAUCAAAGUUGACUCGUCUAUUACAAGACUCUCUCGGAGGCCGAACCAAAACUUGCAUUAUUGCCACUAUUUCACCAGCAAAGAGCAACUUGGAAGAAACAAUCUCAACACUAGAGUAUGCGUUCAGGGCGAAGAACAUCAAGAACAAACCGCAGAUGAACCCCAUGAUUGAGAAGAAGACAUUACUGAAAGAUUUUACCAUGGAAAUCGAAAGGCUCAAGAGUGAACUCAUCGCUACCCGACAGCGUAACGGUGUCUACCUUUCUAAUGAGUCAUAUGAGGAGAUGACAGCACAGAGCGAGUCCCGUCGCAUUGUCAACGAAGAACAAUCUGCUAAACUUGAAACCCUGGAAAAGAACCUGCGCAACAAGGUCCAAGAGCUCUUCAGCCUCCAAUCUACGUUUUUGGGUCUCAAGAAGGAUCACGAGGGCACGAGGGCCCAGUUGGACGAUACCAAGGAGGUACUGGACCAGACCGAGAUUGUUCUAUCAGCAACACGACAGUCACUCUCUGAGGAGACCAAGAUCAGAAAGGCGCACCAAAAGACGGAACAGAAGCUUACCGAAGUCGGCGGAGAACUCAUCGAGAAGUUGCACAAGACCGUAAGUGAUGUUGGUGGUCUUCAUGCCAAAAACAGGCGGAAAUCGGAUCUACAGUCUAUCAACCGAAACACGUGGACCACAUCCCAGAACCAAGUUGCUGAUGUGACAGCCAUGGUCGAGCGCCGAAUUGGAGAGUUCCAGGAGGAACAGCAAGAGCAUAUCGCUUCUGUCGGACAGCGUAUGGGCAGCUUUGUCGACGAGGAGCUACGUAAGCUAUCAACUACACAAGCGUUCCUCGAUGAGCACUUGAGUACCUUUGCCGAAUCAAGGAAAGAAUUGCUCGAAUCUAAGCAAAAGUCAAAGGAUGAUAUGGAUGGAGUUUUGGAGGGGAUCAAAGUAGUUCGUGAUACAGUUAAAGAGCGAAUGGGAGAGAACUUGCAGUCUAUCUCUCAAUCUGCCGAGAGAAUAGCAGCGGAUAUGAUGAACGAAAUGACCGCUUUCCAUGGACAGCUCCAUAACUCCUAUAGUGAGCUUGGAAAGGAUUUCAAGUCUGUUUUUGAAGAACUCGUUAAGCAUAUCACAGCCCAGCGAGCUGAGUGCGAUAACUUGAAGCAACAACUACAAUCCGCCACCAGCACAAUCGUGCUGCAGAAUGCUACCAUCUCUUCUCGAAUCCAAGAUGCCCUAACUGAGGAGCGCCGCCUGGCUGUUGACGAUCGUCAGAAUCUCAUGGCUCAGAUCUCGACUCUCAUCAACGCCCAGGCUGAGACCCAGGAGUCGCGUCUCCAGGCCAAGGCCUCUGAGAUCCAGAAAACUAUCACUUCUACCAGCACCAGCCUCGAGCAGGCCGUUGAAUCAUAUGGUGAGGGCAUGUCUUCAUGGGAUCUCAAGGAAGGCGAAAUGUUGGAGGAGGUCAAGAAGUCCCGGGACCAGCUGAAGACGAAGCUUCAGGAUGACUGGACAGCCGCCGAUGACCACAGCAGCUCCAUUCAAGCUACUGCAAAGUCUGUCCAUGCUGAGACUGUUCGUGCUGUCGAUGAACAAAUUAAGGACCUCGAUGUUCAGAUGGAAGCUCUUGACGAUUUCGUCACUCGUGCGAGAACUGAAAACGGUCACCACCACGAAACUCACAACGAAUCUGUCAAGGCUUUGUCCAGUACCGUCGAGGAGUCCUUUGGAAAUAUUUCUGCUCACUUCAAAUCCACGUUCGAUCGCGUCAAAAACCUUGGCGAGGAAAUGGAGGUUGACCUUGGCGAUCUUCAGGAAGUUCUGGAACCUAUGAAGGAUCAGCUCUGCCAGCCUCUUUCCAAUCUACGUGAAGAUAUCACUGGCGCAGCUCUCCAAGAAUACCAGCCCACUGGCGAAACCCCUGCAAAAGUCCAGUACCACUACCCGACCGAUCUCCCCCGCACCGAAGACCACGAUCUCAUCAUUUCAAGUAUUGACGAAGUCAUCACCCCAACAAGGAACAGCGAGUCAACUGACAAGGACGCUACAAUUGUCUUUGCCGACCUCGACUCCUCCCCUCACAAGAUGAUGACUUCUCCAGUUCGCCCAGCAACUCGUAUGUCCAUGGCUAGCGCCUCUGAGCACAUGGGUAUGCCCUCUAGUCUUCGGGAGGUGAACCCCAAUGUGCCAGGUAACGUCACAACGGGUUCCGUCAACUACAACCCUCGCGCCAGCAUAAUAUCCAUGCCUCCCGAGCGCACGAUGCCUCUAUUUAAGCGCCCUACGCGUGUGACUCGCAGCACGAAGAAGGUUGGUAGCAGGGACCCCAUCAUCUCCGAGGGCGGCGAGAACGUACUUCCGACGGCGCUCGAGGAGAGUUUGGCUAGGAGGAAGAGUCCUAGAAUCAACUAG